AUGGCCGAAAUCAAGAAAUUAGCCAUGAUCGGCUGCGGCUCCAUGGGCGGCGGCAUGGCUCUGCUCUUCGCCGAGAAUGGCUGCGACGUGCUCCUGCAGGAUCCCUCCAACGAAGCCAUGGACAAGGUCCUCCAGCAAGCGGAAAAGGACGGCGUCGGCGAGAAGCUCUCCAAAUACCAAGACUACGCUUCCAUGUGCCGGAAUCUGGGGUCUCCGAAAGUCUUCGUCUGGAGCUUGCCGCAUGGCGAUGCUGGUGAUAAAGUGCUGGAAGGCCUGAUGCCGUUUUUGGAGAUUGGGGAUGUGAUUAUCGACGCCGCGAAUGAGCACUGGCAGAAUACCGAGAGGCGGAUGGGGAAGUGUGUUGUCAAGGGGAUUCGGUAUGUGGGUAUGGGUGUGAGUGGAGGGUAUCAGGCCGCGUGAGUACUCGAGGAUUCCUCCUGAAGACGAAGAUUUUCAUGCUGAGAUUCAACGAUGCAGCCGUCGUGGUCCGUCCAUGUGUCCUGGGUCUGACGCCGAGACCUUGGAUAUCGUCAUGCCGCUGCUGGAGAAGGCUGCAGCCAAGGCGCCGGAUGGUUCUCCUUGCGUGGGCAGGAUCGGUACGGGCGGUGCGGGUCACUACUGCAAGAUGAUCCACAACGGCAUCGAACAUGGUAUGAUGUCUGCCAUGGCGGAGGCGUGGGCGAUCAUGAAGAAGGGCUUGGGCAUGAGCCUGGAUGAGAUCGGCGAGGAGCUCCACCGCUGGAACCAGUCUGGCGAGCUCCAGGGUACUUUUCUCGUCCGCAUCGGCGCGGAGAUCUGCCUCACGAGAGAUGACAAGGGCGAGCGCGUGCUCGAUACCGUCGGCGACAAAGUCGUGCAAGACUGGACCGGCGAAGAAGGAACGGGAAUCUGGUCCAACGUCGAAGCCAUCGAACAGCACGUCCCCUCUCCCACGCUCAGCACCGCUCACUUCCUCCGCAUCGCCUCCGGAGACCUGCACCAGCGCCGCAUCAUCCACAAGACCUUCGGCGGCGCCUACGCGCCUCAACCGCUGGACGUGCCGGACAGGAAACAAUUCCUCGAAGACCUCCGCCUGGCCGUCUUCAACGCCUUCCUCUGCGCCUACAUCCAGGGCAUGAACAUCAUCGACAAAGCCGACAAGCAACACCACUUCCACGUCGACUACCCCCAACUCCUCCAAAUCUGGCGCGCCGGCUGCAUCAUCCAGGCCGAUUACAUCUCCACCCACCUCCUCCUGCCCCUCUACCGCGACUCCCGCUCCAAGCCGAACGACAAGAACCCCCUCUUCGAACCCGCCGUCGCCCACGAUCUCCAGCGCACUUUCGCACCCUUGAAGAAGAUUGUCGCCCAGGGCAUCGCAGCGGAUCACCCCAUCCCUGCUCUCAGUGCGACGUUGGAGUAUCUGAAAUACCAGACCAGCACGGCGUUGCCUACGAGUUUCUACGAGGCGGAAUUGGAUUAUUUCGGGAAGCACAUGUUUGAUCGGUGGGAUGAUGAUGUGGAGGGGAAGCCGGUGACGGGGAAGUAUCAUUAUGAGUGGAAGCCUGCGUGA
Molecule: messenger RNA, 1552 nt
Organism: Lecanosticta acicola
Lineage: Eukaryota; Fungi; Ascomycota; Dothideomycetes; Mycosphaerellales; Mycosphaerellaceae
Source: the annotation of a GenBank genome assembly